Messenger RNA from Stereum hirsutum FP-91666 SS1, 1230 nucleotides. RefSeq lists its product as uncharacterized. The record is from RefSeq and is a predicted model, not a curated record. Lineage: Eukaryota; Fungi; Basidiomycota; Agaricomycetes; Russulales; Stereaceae. Bases 1 to 1230 code for a protein of 409 amino acids. The transcript has 4 exons.
AUGGACCGUCUCACAGCCUUCCAGCAGCAUUUUCCAGCGACAGAUGUUAAGGCUUUCCGAGCUCAGCACGAGACUAGACGCCUUGACAAACACAUCGAGGCCGACUGCGGUUGGACCACAUCCUCCGUCAAGAUACGUCUUCCACCGGCCAAUGUUCCAGCUGACUGUAGUCAGGAGGACGCUGCACCCACACUCACGGUCGAUAAAGUGGUUCACCGCUCUAUCAUCGACAUCGUGACCGAUGUUUACAGUAACAAGGAGAUCGCUCCCACCCUCCAUACGACUCCCUUCGAACUUCGCUGCAAGUCGGUGGAUGGUUCGUCUUCGGAGCGUAUUUAUGGGGAGCUUUUCACCUCUCCCGCUCUCCUCGAGGAACAUGCUGCUAUCCAACAUUUGCCCGACAUUCCUGAUGACGGAUUUGAGCGCAUUGUGGCGCCAAUCUUACUCGGAUCAGAUGCAACACAUCUUGCUCAGUUUGGUGAUGCUUCGCUUUGGCCGUUCUACAUGAUGCUCGGCGCCCAAUCAAAGUACACCUUAGCUCGACCGUCUGCGCAUGCAUGCUAUCAUCUUGCUUAUGUUCCAUCGCUUCCCGACGACUUCCAAGAUGAAUACCGCCACAUUUUUGGGGACAAAGCCCGACCCGAAGUUCUUACCCACUGCAAGAGGGACUUGUUCCAUGAAAUAUGGAACCUACUCCUUGACGAGAAGUUUAUGGACGCGUACAGAAACGGAAUCUUGGUGGAUUGUGGCGAUGGUCGACGACGUCGUAUCUUUCCUCGGUUUUUCUCCUAUACAGCUGAUUAUCCGGAGAAGGUACUCAUUGCGACGAUCAAGAACCUUGGGCGAUGUCCGUGUCCGUCCUGCUUUGUCGAAAAAGCCAACAUCCACAAGAUGGGAACAAAGCCCGAUAUGAAGACGCGUGAGAAGGAUCUUCGUGUCGACGAUGAGGACCGGCGAUUUGACAUAGAGACUGCACGGCGUCUCAUCUUCGAGAGCGGAGUUCGCAUCAACUCUGAAAGAAUUGACACGGUUCUCGGCGGAUCAGGAGUACCUACACGGAAUGCUUUCUCAAAGCUUGCAUUGGUUAACGAAUUCAACAUUUUUGCUAUACUCCUCGUUGACCUCCUACACGAAUUUGAGGCCGGUGUUUGGAGGGCCAUCUUUGCUCACCUGGUCCGUUUACUCAUUGCUAUCAAAGGAACUGCCUUGGACGAACUUAACGAACGGUGA